Molecule: messenger RNA, 1185 nt
Organism: Melampsora larici-populina 98AG31
Lineage: Eukaryota; Fungi; Basidiomycota; Pucciniomycetes; Pucciniales; Melampsoraceae
Exons: 1
Coding region: 1-1185 (394 amino acids)
Molecular function (GO): oxidoreductase activity
Source: RefSeq, a predicted model, not a curated record
AUGUACGAUACUUUCACUUCAGAUCACUUGACAACAAUCUUGAUUAGCUGUCUAAUAAUUUAUUUAGCAUUAGUCAAAUACCUAAGAUUUCAACAUCGAGAUCAACUAUUAAAAAACUUUUCACACUUAAAUUCUGCAUCGAAAUUAAAAGAUAUGACAUAUGAAGAAUCAAGAGAGAUUUCAAGGGUUUUAAUCGAAUUAAAUUGUCCAUAUAUUUCUCAUACAUCACUUUCACUUGCUUUAUUUCAAACCUAUUCCGUUCCAAGUAUCUCUAAAUUGUCAAACAAGACCGGACGACUGAAUUUACCUUCUUGUGUGGGUAAGAGAGCAGAAGAUACCGUCUGUUUGUUAGCCGAAUUACAAACCUUUGGAUUAUUCAGUCAAAGAGGUUCUCUAGCCAUCUCAAGGAUCAAUUUCUUACAUUCGAUCUAUUCUACUUCGAUCUCUCCAGAUGAUUUAUUGUUUACAUUAAGUUUAUUUAUUUUCGAACCACUUAGAUUGAUUGAUCAAUUCGAAUGGAGAACUUCAACUGAGCUCGAAAAGUAUUCUAGAUUUGUUUUAUGGUCUCAUAUAGGUCAAAAGAUGGGAAUCAAACAUUUACCUAGUACUCCUGAAGAUUUAUUAAAUUGGUUAAAAGUUUAUAAAACAAAAGCUGUGGUAUUUGAUCCAUCAAAUGUUAAAUUGGGUGAAGCUACUAUCAACUUAUUUGCUAGACCUUAUCCUAAAUUCCUAAAACCGUUCCUAAGAAAAUCAAUUAUAUAUUUUUUACCUGAUGAUAUACGUGAAGCAUUUGGUUGGUCAAAUGAGAUUCCUUUAUAUAUAUCUAGAUUGAUUCCAAUUAUCUUUAAGAUCAGAUCGUUUUUACUAUUACAUUUCACUUUACCUCGUCAAGCUUCAUUUGAUUUCGGUUUAAGAGAUCCUAGCUUAGAAAACGCAUCGAUGGAUGAUGAAACUACAUUUUAUCAACGUUCGAAUUGGUUAUUUGAACCUUGGUAUGUGAAGAAAACCUUUUGGAAUCAGUUUUGGUCGGUUUUUGGAUUCAGUGUUCCUUCGAAUGAAUUCCAACAAGAAGGUUAUGAGAUCCAUCAACUGGGUCCUAGAGAGUUUGCUAAACUUGGUCAUUCUUGGGUUCAUGGUCAAGCUAAAGAUAUUCGGGAAUCUGAUCCUGAAAAACAUACUUCAUAA